AUGUCCACAACAGCAGGUGCCUUCAUUGCGGGCGGAAUUGCAGCAUGUGGCGCUGUUACUGCAACCCAUCCCUUUGAAACAGUGAAGAUCCGUAUGCAACUCCAAGGAGAGCUCCAGGAUAAGGGUCACCAGCCACACCACUACCGAGGUCCUUUCCACGGCGUCUCGGUCAUCGUGCGAAAUGAAGGCCUGCGAGGCAUCUACAGAGGGCUGGGCUGCGCCUACAUAUACCAGGUCCUCUUAAAUGGCUGUCGGCUGGGAUUUUAUGAGCCCAUGCGCAAAACUCUUUCAUCGGUAUUGUUCAAGGACAGCAAUGUCCAGUCGCUGGGAGUCAAUAUGUUCUGCGGCGCCGGGUCCGGCAUCAUCGGCGCCAUGGCCGGAAGUCCCUUCUUCCUCGUUAAAACGCGGUUACAGAGCUACUCACCAUUUCUGCCCGUCGGUACGCAACACAUGUAUAGGAAUGCAUUCGAUGGACUGCGACAGAUUUAUACGGCCGAGGGCUUCCGAGGACUCUACCGUGGUGUUGGUGCGGCAAUGAUCAGGACAGGCGCCGGGAGCUCAGUACAACUGCCGACUUACUUCUUUGCAAAGAGGAGGCUGAUGAGGCAUGCGGGCAUGGAAGAGGGACCCGCGCUGCAUCUGACUAGUAGCGCAAUCAGUGGCUUCGUCGUUUGCUGUUUCAUGCACCCGCCAGAGCAGACGAACAAGCUUGUCCGCAAGAUCGAGGGUGUGAUAUUACCAAUCGCUGAGACGAAGCUAUAG
Messenger RNA from Diaporthe amygdali, 762 nucleotides. RefSeq names its product mitochondrial oxaloacetate transporter. The transcript has 4 exons. The record is from RefSeq and is a predicted model, not a curated record. Bases 1 to 762 code for a protein of 253 amino acids. Lineage: Eukaryota; Fungi; Ascomycota; Sordariomycetes; Diaporthales; Diaporthaceae.